Molecule: messenger RNA, 549 nt
Organism: Triticum aestivum (bread wheat)
Lineage: Eukaryota; Viridiplantae; Streptophyta; Magnoliopsida; Poales; Poaceae
Exons: 3
Coding region: 13-549 (178 amino acids)
Source: RefSeq, a predicted model, not a curated record
UACUCCAACACCAUGGCCGUGGGCACAUCCUCUUCGAUGCUCGGCGGCGCUCUCCUCCUCCUACUUGUCCUCUCCUCGGCCAUUGAUGUUCACGGCGGGUCAAGCUCCAGCGCCGCGCCACGUUCCCCGCUGGACGAGCUCUGCAUCGGCCUAGGCGGCUGGUACGUCACGCCGGACAUGUGCGUGUCCGCGCUCUGCAUUGACCCCUCCUGCCGCUCCGCACGCGGCUUGCCGGAGCUCGCGGUUCUGGCCACCAAGCUGACGGUGGCCAACGCCACAGUAGCCAAAACCAGCAUCGAGUCUGCGCUCGCCCAUAUGAGAUAUAGCCCGCAAAGAGGGCGGAUGGCGCGGCUCUGCUCCAGGGCGUGGCAUGCCGCCUUCGCCUUGGCGCUCUCCUUCUCCCUCGCAAGGCACUCCGAAGUCUCGAGCCCGAGGCGGAGCGCCUUCGCAUUCUUCCGCCGUAGGCGCCUCACGUCGGUCUCCGCUGUGGUUAAGGCGUUCGAGCGCCGGGAAAAACACCUCGCCGUGUCCAUGCCCUUCUUCCUUUGA